AUGCCUGUCGGUGCUGCGCUAUGGCGUAAUUUACGCGCUCAUCAGGUCUACGGGGCCAACACUGAUGUGGGAAAGACAAUUGUAUCUACUGUGUUGUGCAAUGCGGUUCAACGACAAAAACAACAAGCCGCAUUCCUCAAGCCUGUGUCAACGGGAGCCUUGGACGAUGCCGAUGAUCGGCACUUGCAGCGCUUUGGCGCGGGGACAUUAACCAAGUGUCUCUACCAGUUCGAUGACCCGGUGAGCCCGCAUUUGGCCGCCAAGGACAAAGUGAUCCCGCGAGAUGAUGAUCUUCUUGCCUCAAUCCAUAAGACGCUGUCCGGCUGGGCCCGGUCGGACAUUGACUUUGCUCUCGUCGAGACUGCUGGGGGUGUCCACUCCCCAGGUCCCAAUGGCAACUCGCAGGCGGAUCUGUACCGACCUCUACGGCUGCCAAUUGUGCUGGUCGCGGACUCUCGUCUAGGAGGAAUCUCUUCCUCCAUCUCUGCUUAUGAGUCGCUGCUACUUCGUGGCUAUGACGUACAAUCGGUUCUCUUGUUCCGAGACGAGUACUACCAAAAUCACGAGUAUCUCCGUGAUUACUUCAAGGGCAAGAGCAUCCCUCUAGUCUCACUUCCAACACCUCCACCCCGCCCGUCUCAGUUAGACGCGGAUUCCCAAUUGAGAGACGAGGAGGCCAUGUCCACCUAUUACCAAAAGUCCGCACAGGAGUCCGACAUUCUCAGACUGCUUGAGGAGAUGACAGUGAAAAACACUGAGCGCAUUGAACGCUUAGAAGAGAUGGGCGACCGGGCCCGGGAUCUAAUCUGGUACCCCUUCACUCAGCACCAAGGCAUGCGCGCCAAGGACAUCACCGUGAUCGAUUCAGCCCACGAUGACUACUUCCAGACAUUCGGAUCCAACUCAUCCAAAAUUACCCAAAGCGAACUGCGGCCAACAUUCGAUGGCUCUGCAUCCUGGUGGACCCAAGGCUUGGGCCAUGGUAACCCCGAGCUCUCGCUUUCUGCAGCCUACGCCGCUGGCCGGUACGGUCAUGUGAUGUUCGCAGGCGCCGUUCAUGAGCCAGCGCUCUCUCUUGCGAGUCGCUUGCUGGAGACCAUCGGAAACCCACGGUUGACCAAGGUUUUCUACACAGACAACGGAAGCACAGGAAUGGAAGUUGCCGUGAAGAUGGGUCUCCGCGCCUCCUGCAACCGCUACGGCUGGGACGCAAGCCAGGAACAAAUUGGCAUUCUGGGACUCAAGGGCAGUUACCAUGGCGACACUAUCGGAGUAAUGGAUUGCUCAGAGCCGUCCACUUUCAACCAAAAGGUUGAAUGGUAUCGUGGCCGUGGCCAUUGGUUUGACUUCCCGCUGGUCAAGAUGGUUGGAGGGUCAUGGAAAGUCGAGAUUCCCGGUGAGCUCCGAAUGGACUUGGGCGAAGAUGUCGACUUUGCUUCAUUGGGCUCGGUCUUUGAUCUUGAACAGCGUAUUGAGUCUGCCACCGCUCGGCGCUACAAAGAUUAUAUCCGCCGCACCAUUGAGGACUUGAUACAGCGCCAGGGUAUGAAGUUUGGAGCCCUUAUUAUGGAGCCCGUCAUCCUCGGUGCCGGUGGAAUGCUCUUCUGUGACCCGCUCUUCCAGAGAUGCCUGGCGGACGUGGUCCGCGACCACCCCGAGCUAUUCUCUGCCAAUGCCACUUCUCAUAAGGAAUCCCCAUCCUGGUCAGGCUUACCAAUCAUCUUUGACGAGGUGUUCACUGGCCUGUAUCGCCUGGGUCGUCGGACAUCCGCUUCAUUCUUGGGUGUCCACCCAGACGUCGCUGUUAACGCCAAACUCCUCACGGGCGGAUUGAUCCCGCUCUGUACGACUGUGGCUAGCGAGGAGAUCUUCGAUGCUUUCUCCAGCCCGGAGAAGAGUGAUGCACUCCUCCACGGCCACAGCUACACUGCCCAUGCUGUUGGCUGUACCGUUGCCGUCGACUCUCUGAAGACCAUGGCACGGCUGGAGUCAGACGGAUCCUGGGAUAGAUACCGCGAUGACUGGCGCAACAGCUCAGUUGCCUCUGAAACCUCCACUCCUGAUGUGUGGAGUGUCUGGUCACAGGGUCUACUUCAGGACCUGUCUUGUGCGGAAUCAGUGGAGAGCGUCUUCGCUAUUGGAACUGUGCUCAGUAUUUCCCUGCGCGAUGCCGAGGGUGGAGGCUACACCUCCAACGCUGCGAAGGGUCUGCAACAAAAGCUCUCCAUUGGCGGUGAUAAGUUCAAUGUUCACUCGCGCGUCCUCGGCAAUGUCUUGUAUCUCAUGUCCAGUGUGACAUCCAAACCCGAGUCGUUGCAAGAGAUGGAAAAAUUGCUUCGGUCGGCCUUGGUGUAA
Penicillium arizonense is the source of this 2355-nucleotide messenger RNA. RefSeq names its product adenosylmethionine-8-amino-7-oxononanoate aminotransferase (gene bioDA). Gene Ontology annotation, biological process: biotin biosynthetic process. Gene Ontology annotation, molecular function: ATP binding; dethiobiotin synthase activity; pyridoxal phosphate binding. Bases 1 to 2355 code for a protein of 784 amino acids. The record is from RefSeq and is a predicted model, not a curated record. The transcript is spliced from 4 exons. NCBI's taxonomy places the organism in Eukaryota, Fungi, Ascomycota, Eurotiomycetes, Eurotiales, Aspergillaceae. Gene Ontology annotation, cellular component: mitochondrion.